GUGAAUCUGUGGGAAAUAGAAAAACGGUCCCUAGAAUGACAUAGAAGCGGGUGAGGUGGGGUAGACCGAGACACCGGGACUAACGCAGGACUCGACACCUAUUUGGCUUCAUCCAGGUGCAAAAGCACGUUAUCUUUGGAAGGCAUAAAGCACCGGAGAAAAUGCUGAUUAAAGAAUUUCGAGUGAUCCUACCGAUUUCUGUGGAGGAGUAUCAGGUCGGGCAGCUGUACUCAGUAGCGGAGGCCAGUAAGAAUGAGACGGGUGGAGGAGAGGGCGUUGAGGUCCUGAAGAACGAACCCUACGAGAAGGAUGGAGAGAAGGGACAGUACACACACAAAAUCUACCACCUGCAGAGUAAAGUCCCGUCAUUUGUACGAAUGCUUGCACCAGCGUCAGCACUGAACAUUCAUGAGAAAGCUUGGAACGCCUACCCAUACUGCCGCACAGUAAUUACUAAUGAGUAUAUGAAAGAAAACUUCCUCAUCAAGAUCGAGACGUGGCACAAACCCGACAUGGGACAGCAGGACAAUGUUCACGGGCUAGACCCAGACACCUGGAAGAAGGUGGAGGUGGUGUACCUAGACAUCGCAGACCGCAGUCAGGUGGAGCCAAAGGACUAUAAACCAGAUGAAGACCCCACUAAGUUUAAGUCUGCAAAGACUGGAAGAGGGCCGCUCGGUCCGGAUUGGAAGAAAGAGCUACCUAAAAGGACAGACUGCCCACACAUGUGUGCCUACAAACUGGUUACUGUCAAGUUCAAGUGGUGGGGCCUGCAAAACAAAGUGGAAAACUUUAUUCAAAAGCAAGAGAAGCGCUUGUUCACUAAUUUCCACCGGCAGCUGUUCUGUUGGAUUGAUAAAUGGAUCGAGCUGAACAUGGACGACAUCCGCAGAAUGGAAGAAGAGACCAGGAGGGAACUGGAUGAGAUGAGAGUGAAGGAUCCAGUGAAAGGCAUGGUGGCUCUUGAAGACUGAAGCUGCUACGUGUUCCUGGAUGCUGCUGUUCAUAAAGAUCAGACCUGAACUACUGGAGACCAGCAGCAUCCCUCCCCUCAAUCAAAUCAAAGCAACAUGUCUUUUUAAUCGUAAUCAAAGUCCUUCAUCCAGCCCUUUUGGUGCAGUUUGUCCUGAGCAUCCUUCAUAUCCUCCUUUCAGUCUGACAGUGGAGCACAUUGACUAGUUAAAUAGGCUAUUAUACCGGUUCUAACGUCAUGCCCAGUUUAUGAAGUCUACCUACUUAAACAAAUACAGGGACGAUCAGCAGUUCAUCAUUUAUGAUGUCAGAUCAUUACCUUAAUAAAUGGAGCUCGGCAGAAUUGUGGUUUAAGAUGAGUUUAAUGUAAAGCAGAUGAUAUUUGUGUGUAUAUAUAUUCAGAAUAUCUAUUGGCUGUGGAAUUAUUGUGACAGAUGUAUAAACAGGGUUUUUAAGUAAUUGUUCUCCUAAUUUUUUUAUUUAUUUUUGUGGACCAAGCCGGUUUUCCUUGUUUUGUUUUAAUCUGUAGUGAUUUGUUUUUGUUGCUGUAUGUUUUAAUUUCAUUUAACCCAUUUUUUAACCUAUUUACCAGCUGAUCCAAGGUGUAAGUGUGUCUCUUUAUAGUGCAGUACUGUACAAUCACAGUCGUGUCAUCCUGACAAUUAAUUUAUUUGUAACAUGCAUUAUGGACUACAAGUACAGUUCAUAUUUAAAUGCAAAACACAGAGUUUAUUAUAAUCAGCUGAUCGAACAGUAUCACAUUCUUGAAAUAAGCUGAAGUUAAAAGUAUUGUUGUUUGUUAAUCAAUCAAUAUUAAUGGUUUCAUAGUCAUUUCUUCCACAGUUUCCUUGCAUGUGCUAUUUUAGUCAAGCUAUUUUAUUUAUUUAUAUAAAAAAGACAGGUAUACUGUAGCUGUAGCUCGCCCUCCCUUGGUUGUUUUUGAUUGGUUUACAAGAUCAGGCUCCGCCAUUUUCUUUAGUCAGUGACUGACUGACUGUCUUUGAAAGAACUUGAAGAGGCGACACUAAACCUUUUAGUCUUGACAUCUUUCAUAAAAGGUUUAUUACUAAUAUAGAAAAGUUUUUUUUCCUGACUAUUUUGCCAGAUGAGGUGCUCAAGGAGGAUAUUUUACGUUAUGCGCAUAUUUUAUAAAUGUAUAAUUCAUUUUCGUCUCACCUCCUUUCCAUUUUAUUGAAGGAUCGAUUAUAGUACUUACCCUUUUAUAACAUGUCUUGAGGAUAAAGACACAUUUAUCCAGAUAUUAGCAAUAAUACCUCCUUUGACAAACCCUUCCAAUCAACAUACAUGAUGUGAGAUAGUGACUUUAGAAGUGUAUAAUCCAUUCCCUCUCAGAAUGUUGCGUCAUUAGGACUUUAAUACAAAUAUACUCUCACUUCCAAUCGCUCCUAGUUUUAUUGAUAUGGAAUCGGGUAAGGAAGGUGAAAUGGGUUGAGUAUGGGUUUUUAAAUCAGUCUUUUCUUAGUAACGUGAUGUGUGUAUGGAUGUAUGUGCGUUUGAAGUUCUCAGUGUUUCUUGUUUUCGUGUGA
Messenger RNA from Sinocyclocheilus anshuiensis, 2519 nucleotides. Its product is annotated as phosphatidylinositol transfer protein alpha isoform-like. Gene Ontology annotation, molecular function: phosphatidylcholine binding; phosphatidylcholine intramembrane carrier activity; phosphatidylinositol transfer activity. The coding region runs from base 162 to 974 and encodes 270 amino acids. Gene Ontology annotation, cellular component: cytoplasm. NCBI's taxonomy places the organism in Eukaryota, Metazoa, Chordata, Actinopteri, Cypriniformes, Cyprinidae. Gene Ontology annotation, biological process: phospholipid transport. The transcript is spliced from 12 exons. The record is from RefSeq and is a predicted model, not a curated record.